AUGAUGCUCGCUCACUCUUCCCACCGUUUAUCUGGUGCAGCAAAAUCAUCAAAAGCUUGCCCCACAAUUGCCAACGCCUUCAACAACAAGUGCAGCAAGAAACGAUCGGAGAGUUUGCGAAUCAGCGCCAUUGCAACUGUAGCACCUCCUCGCCUCACAAACAAGCAAAUGGUUUUGCAAAGCCCCACUCCAGAAUUGGCUCCAUUUUUCCCCUCCACCCUUUAUUCAGAUGAGAUACUCCAUUUCAGGGCUCUGGACAACAGCCCCGAAUCCUCAUUUUCGCUAGCCUCUGAGAAGAAUCAGGAGUUGUGUUUAGCAGAGUCCUGGAGAGAAAUUCAGGGAUCUAACAAUUGGGAAGGAUUGUUGAAUCCCUUGAAUCCUGCUCUGGUCUCGGAAAUCAUCAGAUAUGGAGUGUUUGUGAGAUCCUGCUACGAGGCCAUUGAAUUGCAGCCCGGAUCCAAGCAUUACGGCAGCUGCAAGUAUAACCGGAAUAGCAUUUUAUCCGACUUGGGUAUGGAGGACUGUGGGUAUAAAGUCACCAAAUAUAUCUAUGCAACGCCAGAUGUCAACAUUCCAGAUUUGUUGAAAAAUAAAGUGGAAGGGGAAGGCUCCAACUGGAUUGGUUACGUUGCAGUUGCAGAGGACGAGGAGGAGAUUAAACGCCUCGGGAGAAGAGACAUUGUUAUUGCUCUCAGAGGCACUGCCACGCAUAUGGAAUGGGUCUCCAAUUUCAUGGAUAUUUUAACUCCUGCUCGUUUGAAUCCCCUGAAUUGCAGUGAAGAUGUCAAGGUGGAAAUGGGCUUCCUGGGGCUCUACACUUCGGAGGAUCCCACAUGUAAGUUCAACAAUGGCAGUGCAAGAGAGCAGCUGUUGUCCGAGAUUUCAAGGCUUGUGAAAAAAUAUAAGGGAGAAGAGCUGAGCAUAACCAUAACAGGUCACAGCAUGGGCAGUGCAUUGGCUACGUUGUGUGCAUACGACAUUGCUGAAUUGGGUAUUAAUAGACCCGAGUACACUUCUUCCUCCAGUUUUCCAAUCACAGUCUACUCCUUCGCAGGCCCUCGUGUUGGGAACGCUGCGUUCAAGGAAAGGUGUGAAGAGCUCGGCCUCAAGAUUCUAAGAGUUGUCAACGUCCACGACGUGGUGACGAAGUUACCUGGCGUGAUAUUCAAUGAGAAUUUCAAACUAUGGGAGAAUGUGUUGGACAGAAUCCCCUGGAGUUACUGUCAUGUGGGUGUGGAGCUGGCACUGGAUCACAACUUGUAUUCAGACUUCUUCCAACCCAAGACGCAACAUCCUUGCUGUAUUCACGACCUUGCCACUUACUUGCAGUUGUUAGAAUGCUGUCAUAUUAAUCAGCACAAUAUUGACUGCGAGCAGCUGCGGCAGCAAUUGCCAAGAUUUUCCUUGCCUAGUGUUCAGUUACAGCCACUAGUAAGCAAGGCAUGCAACUUCUUCGGGAAGCAUAUGAAUCUCAAUCAUGUUGCUUCGCUCUGGAGGGGGGACAAAAAUUCAAACUUGCUGGAGGCAACCAGACAAUAA
This is a messenger RNA of Cryptomeria japonica (Japanese cedar), 1539 nucleotides long. RefSeq names its product galactolipase DONGLE, chloroplastic-like. The record is from RefSeq and is a predicted model, not a curated record. Lineage: Eukaryota; Viridiplantae; Streptophyta; Pinopsida; Cupressales; Cupressaceae. Bases 1 to 1539 code for a protein of 512 amino acids. Gene Ontology annotation, cellular component: chloroplast. The transcript has a single exon. Gene Ontology annotation, biological process: lipid metabolic process. Gene Ontology annotation, molecular function: glycerophospholipid phospholipase A1 activity.